Messenger RNA from Trichosurus vulpecula (common brushtail), 4869 nucleotides. RefSeq names its product ubiquitin conjugating enzyme E2 A (gene UBE2A). Gene Ontology annotation, cellular component: HULC complex. The transcript is spliced from 6 exons. Bases 306 to 764 code for a protein of 152 amino acids. Lineage: Eukaryota; Metazoa; Chordata; Mammalia; Diprotodontia; Phalangeridae. Gene Ontology annotation, biological process: DNA repair; proteasome-mediated ubiquitin-dependent protein catabolic process; protein polyubiquitination. The record is from RefSeq and is a predicted model, not a curated record. Gene Ontology annotation, molecular function: ubiquitin conjugating enzyme activity.
GCGCCUCAGUAGUGGUGCAGCCUCCUCCUCUUCUGUCUCCCCUCUGGGGCCACUAGGGUUGGUAUCGGCCCUCCCUUCUCUGGGCCGGGGGCUCCUUCGUUUUAGUCGGAGUCCGACUCUGCGCCGGCUGCGUCUCUACUUAGUCCUCUUCCUCCUCCUCCUUCUCCUCCUUCUCCUCUUCCUCCUCCCCCUCCUCCCCCUGCCCCUCCUCCUCCUCUACAGCCGCCGCCUCAUCCUCCUCCUCCUCCUCCUCCUGCCCGGCCGCUGGUCUAUGCCCCACCCCUGAGCCCGCAGCACUCCGCGACAUGUCCACCCCGGCUCGGCGGCGCCUCAUGCGGGACUUCAAGAGGCUGCAAGAGGACCCCCCUGCCGGGGUCAGCGGAGCCCCGUCGGAGAACAACAUUAUGGUGUGGAACGCGGUCAUUUUCGGGCCCGAGGGGACCCCUUUUGAAGAUGGCACAUUUAAACUUACAAUAGAAUUCACAGAAGAAUAUCCAAACAAACCACCUACAGUAAGAUUUGUCUCUAAAAUGUUUCAUCCAAAUGUCUAUGCAGAUGGUAGUAUAUGCCUGGAUAUACUUCAGAAUCGUUGGAGUCCAACCUAUGAUGUUUCCUCCAUUUUGACAUCCAUACAGUCUUUAUUGGAUGAGCCUAAUCCCAACAGUCCAGCAAACAGCCAGGCUGCUCAGCUAUACCAGGAGAACAAGCGAGAAUAUGAAAAGCGAGUUUCGGCAAUAGUAGAACAGAGCUGGCGUGAUUGUUGACCCAGGACGAUACAAACGAACAGUCUGGUCAUAAGGAAAAAAUUCUGUCUGUCCCCUGCCUUCUUUUCCCAUUAGCAUCAUUACUUUUAUUUUGUUGAAAACAAAACAGCUAUGAUGCUGUUGCCACCCUUCCUUGCUGAAGCUUUCUUUCUUCCCUCCCCUUCUGACAUCCAAGAACACCUACUACAAAGUCAAAUGUAUUGUACUUGGGUUACUUGUAAAAGAAUUACUAAUACUGAAUUCCUUUUCUGUGGUACUUCAUCUCCAAUUUUAGGAUAGUAUCGUACGUUAAAUGUACUUUCCACUAAGCUUUUAAAAUGAUAAUGGUUAUACAAAGGGGUACUUAAUUAUGUAGCCUGAUAACAUAUUUCUAUGCACACAUGCACAUUUAAAAAAAAAUGAAUUGAUUAAAGUGAUGGAAAAUUAGUCCAGGCUGGUCUUAGGAGCAUGAGUUUAAAGCACUUACUCUACCUACAGAAUGUUCUCACUUAGAAUGGAAAAACUUGAUUCCCUGUAAAAUGAUCCAUUUAUAAAGUUAGUCUGGGCUGUUCCUAGGAGAUGGUAGGUUAAUGACAGGAAGGAAAAUGUUAUUAAAUAGGAAUAUUGCUUAAAAAAGAAAAACACAAAUCCCACCCACUCACAUUUUCAGGUAUUAACUAGAGCUAUAACUGUGGUCUAGUAACUAGGUAUGACGUUGAAGGGAAGAUCUGUAGAUUUUGAGGCAGCGAAGUAAAGAAACUCCCACUCUGGUUUUUACGCUGGUGAGAACCAGAGAUCCAUUAUUGAUUUUGGAGGAAUGAAGCUGUCCCUAUGGUUUUUUUCUCUGUCUCUCUUUGGAGUUUAAAUUACCCAAGGAACGAAGUACCUCUUGGCAAAAAGCAUCUUGCUUCACACUGGCCCAGUCCAGAGCUACAUACGAAGUAGUAUGUUUUAGUCCCUUUAGAUUCAUGAGAGCCUCCCUCUUUUUGGUUCAAAGUCCAGACACCUUCAGGCUAAGGCUGUCCGGACUUUUUGAUCAAUGAUAACCUUUAUCAUGACAGUGUGGGGCACGGCUUCUAAAUGUUCUGUUUACGUCCAUUGUCAUCUUUCAUGCAGCUCAGUCUGUUCAAGUAAUUUUGCACAAGUAGCCCAUGUAAAAAGUGUACAUUUUCCCAGAAAUUGUAAAUAAAAAGUAACCUUAAAUUUACAGGCAAGUUCUCCCAGUUCUAUUUUUUUAGCUUAAUAUGACUUAACAGUGGCCUAGUGAUCAGAAAGUUAGCAGAGUCUUGGUACCUUCCCAAGAGCCCAGUUAUUGCUUACAAUCAAUACCAACAUCAAAAUGUGACAUUUCUUUUGGAAAGGGGAAAUUAUUAUAGAGAUUUUUAAAAAAUAAUGUGGACAGACGAAUCUUAGAGAAUGUAAGCUGUCAGCAUAAAAAUAUAUUAGGUGGGGAGAGAGUGUGUAAAAUCAAUCUGCUAGGCUAAAAAUGCAAGCAAACUCUAAUCUUACAUAAAGCUGGGACAACAGGGACAUUAUUCCAGGAAAGUAAGACUUUUUUCUUCAGUCUAUCUUGUGUUCCUUUGGUGGACACUGCCACUAAAGUACAUAUGGAUUCUCAAAGGUCUUGGUGCAGUUUUAAGCUUUAAUUGCUUAACAUACUAAGUUUUAUUUUCACAAUCAUAGGCAUAAAUGCCAUCAUUUCAGUGAAACUGAAGGCCUGGAGAGUUGUCUGGAAACCAUGAGACAAGGCCCCAGCGCCUCUAAGAAGCCAUAUAAACAGAUAGGUGGCAUAGUGCCUAGAGCACUGGGCUUGGAAUCAGGGAGACUCAUCUUCUGGAGUCCAAAUCUGGCCUCAGACACUUGCUGGCUGUGAGACCCUGGGCAAGUCACUUAACCCUGGUUGCCUCAGUUUUCUCAUUGGUAAAAUGAGCUGGAGAAGGAAACUGCAAACCAUUCCAGUUAUCUUUGCCAAGAAAACCCCAAAUGGGGUCACAGAGGGUAGGACACAACUGAAAAAACGACUGAACAAACAAUAAGGGUUAUCGGAGGCCUACUCUAUAUACCCUUUGAGAGAGUGGCAGCUGGUAAGUUAUACAUCCUUCAUACUAUACGUGAUAGGACUGUAGUGUUGCUACAGAAACUUGCUUUUCACUUUAAAUACUUAAAUAUGAAAAAAAAGGUCGUAAGGAAGUUUGAGAAAUCUACAUAUGCCAGGAAGCAAGUUGCCUUUUGCUGCCUUUAUUUACAUCAAAAAGCCAAGAUCAAUCGAUCACCAGCUUCACAGCCACAAACUAAUUCCAGAUAUUCUCUUGCAUAUGAAAAUUUGGGGUGGGCCUGGAGGAGAAUGUCAGUAAUAAUAAGUGUGGUGGCACAUGGGCAAAAAUCAUGAUUUAGGGUGAGGCACAGCUCUGAAAUAUUACAAACAAAUGAAGUUAAUAGCAACUAAUGCUUUUGUAACUCUUAAGUAUUUUGGUGGCUGCUGCUGAUAGUCAGAUUUGGUGGAAAAUUAGGACCCUUCCUCAUUGCAAACUGUAUUUGCGCCAUACUACUACUAAAAAUAAUUUCUCACAUUUCUGUAGUGCUUUCCUCACAGCCCCUGAGUGAUGUAGGGAAGGUGUAAUCUGAUUUUCAGCCCCAUUUUGUAGGGGACCAAACAAAUUCAGAUGUCAAGAGGGUCACAAGCAGCACCUCCUACUUCCAAGAUGAGCGUUCAUUAGACUGAGCUCCUAGAGGGCAGGAACUGGCUUUUGCUUCUUUUUGUAGCUCCGGUGAUUUAGCACAGUCAGUACCUGGCACAUGAUAGGCGCUUAAUAUUAAGUGGUUUCUUUUUCUUUUUUGUUUUUGGAGGGGGGAAGGCAGGGCAAUUGGGGUUAAGUGACUUGCCUAAGGUCACACAGCUAGUCAGUGUGUCAAGUGGUGAGGUCGGAUUUGAACUCAGGUCCUCCUGACUCCGUACUCUAUUCACUGCACCACCUAGCUGCCCCUAUUAAGUGGUUUCUUUUACACCAAUCAGAGAAGAGGGAAGAGAUCAAUAGCCAAGAUGUUUCAUUUAGCUUAAAAGCAGAGUUGGAAUAAUUGCUGUUACCUUUCCUGUUCCUAAUUCCUAGCAUCUUAAAGCUCAAAGCAACAAAUCAGGACUACCUUCCUGUCCUAGAACAUUGGGACACAGAGGAAAAACUCAAAAGUUGUUUCUUCUAAAUUCCCAGACACUUUGAUUCAGAAACCCAACAUUUUAGCAAAAAGGCAAAAACAGAAACUUGUUCUACUCACUGAACAAACACAACUACAAGAUGCCUUUAAGAUUCUUAGCCAUGGCAUUAAGGAAUAAUGUUCACUAGCUUUCUACAGAAAAUACAGAAGCCAAUCCUGCUCUUAGCAAAUAGUGAAACUCACUUUUGUUUUCUUCCUAUCAGAAAGGGUAGAAGGGGGGGAGAUCAGAUCCUCUGGAAGGGCGGUAGUUAGUUAGGACGAGGACCACACAGGACAUGGUAGGUAUGAAUAGUAACUGAAUAUAUUCAUCUGCAAAAAAAAGUAAAAAAAAAAAAAAAAGUAAAAACAACCUAAAAUGGAGUAGCAACUUUUGACAAAGCACGAAAAGUUAGCUAGAUACACAACAGUCUUACACUAAAGACCAUUAUGGUGCUAUUUUAGAUUGACACCUAGUCGUUCUGAAUGAUACUUCACCUCUGUUAUUCAAAUUACGUGGUUAAGAUUACAACAUGUAAUGAGUCCAAAAAAGAAAAAAAAGCAAGUUUCAAUAAUGGCCUGGAUACAUCGCCUCAACCCAAAGAGAAAAUUCUGUGAUGGAUACUUCCAAGGAUAAAUGGUCAUUCUGGUCCAACUUGUUCAAGUGUUAUGCUAUCUUAAUGCUUCAAAGACCACCUGUCCACCAUUUCCCAGGUGAGCUCCUGCUGUUUUUUUAUGGUAUUUACCACUCAGAAAACAUUCCUUCAGCAAUAUGUGAAAGAUAAAAGGCUGGAGAUACGGUACAAAUUGAUCUUUUAAGGAAGGGGUGUCCAUUUGCUUCAUGGUUAUCUGUGAAUAUGUAAUAAGUACAAAUAAUUCAACUUUACUUUCUUGAACUUUGAUUUUUAGCAUAUUAAAAAAUCCUUUCUAUGGUUCUCAA